CACAUUUUGAGAAUAAUAACUUUGGGGCCAUUGCGUGAGCAUGCGUGCUUCCCUUCUGCACACACAAGUUUACAACAACACAUCCAGCAAGGUAAAAUGGCGUCGGGUGCCAUUUCAACGGAGUCAAAGAAAAUAACAGAUUUACGAGUUAUAGAUCUCAAAUCUGAACUCAAGCGACGGAAUUUAGAUGUCACAGGUGUGAAGAAUGUUCUAAUUGCCAGGCUGAAACAGGCCAUUGAGGAGGAAGGUGGAGAUCCAGAGACCAUUGAAAUUCCACUCCCAGCAGACACGCCUAAUAGAAAAAAUGCAAAAGCUAAAGGAAAGAAAGUGGACUCUGACACUGACAAUCCAAUGGAAGAUGAAUCCUUCUCCAAGGAAGAUGAAUCCUUCUCCAAGGAAGAUGAAUCCUUCUCCAAGGAAGAUGAAUCCUUCUCCAAGGAAGAUGAAUCCUUCUCCAAGGAAGAUGAAUCCUUCUCCAAGGAAGAGGAAUCUGCUACCAAGGAAGAGGCAUCUGCUACCAAGGAAAACAAAUAUUUUUCCAAGGAGGGAGACGAGGAUGACGUUGAAGAAGAUGUAACUGAUACAGAUGAUGGUACUCGUGAAAAUUCUAAACCUCCACCCAGUGAGGACGGCCUCCCAGAAACCGAGGUUGAGGCAGAAGCCGAGGCGGAGGCCGAACAAGUGGAGGAGAUCGAAACUGAAGUUGCCGUCUCCGCUAAAGAAGACGAGGACGAUAACAUAUCCGUCACACUCCAGAAUGAAGAUGCCAUCACGCUGGAUGUUGAUGGUGAUGACCUCCUGGAAACAGGUAAACAUGUGAAACUUCCAGAUUCAGAGGUAGACAAGGGCUGUGACGAACCAGAGGCCUCUGCUGAGACGAGCCCCAAGGAUGCCAUGAAGAUGGAAGUGGAAGGCCAUAAAGAUGGUAAGAAGGAUGACGGGACCAAGGUUGACUCCUCUAAGAAGGAAAGCAGAGAGGCCUCGAAGAAAGCUGAAAUGGGAGACAAAGACAAGGAUUCUGGGAAGAAAGGCCCCUCGUCUACUGGGGCAUCAGGUCAAGGAAAGAGUUCUUCAAAGGACAGAGAUGGAAAGGCCACAAAAGAUGACAAAGGAAGUAUCAGCAGUAGUAGUGCAAGCAGCUCCACUCGAAACAUAUGGGUGAGUGGCCUGUCCUCCAACACCAAAGCAGCUGAUUUGAAAAACCUUUUUGGCAAAUAUGGGAAGGUUUUUAGUGCCAAAGUGGUUACUAAUGCUCGCAGUCCUGGAGCCAAAUGUUAUGGCUUGGUGACAAUGUCUUCCAGUGCAGAGGUGGGAAGGUGCAUCUCCCACCUAGACCGCACAGAACUCCACGGCCAGCAGAUAUCUGUUGAAAGGGUUAAAAGUGAUCCCUUUAAGAAAGAACCUUCGAAGAAGGAAUCCGAUGACAAAACCAGCUCCAGCAAAUCGAGUGACAAACGUAGUGCGUUGACAAACAAGACUAGCACUAGCAAAACCCAGCCAUCCUCCAAAAAAGAGGAGAAGAAGUCCGACAAGCCAUCAGACAAAGACGGCAAGGAUUCAUCCAAGAAGCAGGAGUCUAAAAGCACAACAUCCAGCUCAGGCCCGGAUGCCUCCAAGAAAGAUGAUAAAAAGCAUGGUGGAAGGACAAAGAGCCCUGGCAAGAUGGUGGUGAUUGAUCAUGCCAAAGGAGACCUGAACAAAGUGAGACCACCGUUCAGGAGGGGGAGAUUUGACAAGCCGGGUUUCACCACCAACAACAACAUGAUGCAGCGGAGACCCAGAUAUUUCAUGCCUCCCGAAGAGAUGGAGAUGAAUAGAGUUAGAGUUUUCCCCAACAAGGGAGGCAGCAAAGACAUCCUCCCCUUUGAGAAGAUGAAAGAGCAGAGGUUGCGCGUGCGUAUGGUCCGGCUGGAGCGGGCCCGCAGGGCUGGGGAGCUUCGCAGGCGGCGUGAGAUAGCGGAGCGGGAACGCCGGGAGCGUGAGCGUAUCAGUCUGAUUAGGGAGCGGGAGGAGAGGGAGAACCUGCUCCGGGAACGCCACAGGCUUGAGGUGGAGAGGCAGAAACUGGAGAGGGAGCGCAUGGAGAGGGAAAGGCUGGAGAGAGAAAGGAUCCGCAUAGAGCAGGAGCGGCGUAAAGAGGCGGAGCGUAUGGCUCGUGAGCGGGAGGAGCUGAGGAGGCAGCAGGAGCAGCUCCGCUACGAGCAGGAGAAGAGAAACAACCUGAAGAGAGGCCGCGAUGUGGACCACAGCCGGAGGGAUGAUCCCUACUGGAAUGGAAACAAGAAGAUCCAGCCAGAGUCUGAGGGCCGUGUCAACCAGGGCUCGGACUACAACCGCCAGCAGAACCGCUUUACACAGUUCAGCCCCCGGGAGAGAGGCAGAGGCUUCCCCGAGGCUGCAGCCGUUGAGCCCAACACCAUUGAGAGACGUAACCGCUUCAACAGUGAGCCUGAGGCCAAGAAGUCCCGUCCUGCUGCUCGCAGGGACAGCUCUGGGUUUGAACGCUACCCCAAGAACUUUGAGACUGUCCGCAGGGCCGAGCCUCCUCCAACUCCACGCGCAGACGUCCGUGACACAGACCGCCGAGAGAUCCGAGACAGGGACGAGCGUCGGGCCGCGCCCAUGCCUGAGCGCCCAGCAGGGGGCAGAGCACCCAUGCCUGGCAUGUCUCAUACCGGCCGCUCCCCCAGAGGCACCGGGCACGCUGGUCAUGCUACUCAUACUGGGCAUGCAGGAUGGAAGAAUGACAGCAGCAUGAGUGCACCUAAGGGGGACAUACGUGGAGCUGUGCGUACCGGAGGUAUGCGGCCAGAGCGUUCAGGCAGAGAUGGCCAGGGGCCUGCUCUCAGAGGAGGCUCCUCAGCCAGCCGAGGAAGAUCCAACUUCAGUGGCCGGGAUGGAGGAAGACUCAUGGCAGACCAGCAUUUCAGCUCUGGCCGCCAGGUGGUGGUGGAGCGGCAUGGCCGGGACCAACCGGCCCCCAGGAAGGAGUGGCAUGGUGGGGCUGGAUCCCAGGGAGGGGGCUUCCCAGACAGCCGCAGGAUGGGAGACAGCCGUGGCAGCAUGAUGGCCCCACACUCAAGCCACUCUUCGUCUGCAAUGAACAGAAUCGUGCAGAUCACCAACAGUUCCAUGUCCAGUGUUGGCGGAUUCAAGCCCUUCAAAGGAGCACCCCGACGGUUCUAACUGCCUCUCACCCAGAUCAGCUUAAGCUUAUUUUUCAAAAAUACAUUUUUUUAAGUACAUCUUUUGAGUAUUGUGUUUUAAGAGGCUGGUUUCUAGCCAUAAGGUUGAUAUAGAAAUGUUUUGUUCUGUAUAGGUUACCUCAAUGUAUGGUUUCCUAACAGUUGUGCUGUGACUUAAACAACCCUGUGCACAUAAUGUUUAACUUUAGAAUUGUACAGCUUUAGUUAUUUGUAACAAGUUUGAUGUUGACUGCUCUUCCCCUAACUGAAACUCCAUGUACCGUAUGUAAAAUGUAAGCAGAUCAAUGUAUUCUUUAACCAUCAUUUUUAGUUAUGCCCCUGGUGCUUCUGAAGGUUAUUAAAUUAUACAUCUUGCUCA
This is a messenger RNA of Salmo salar (Atlantic salmon), 3564 nucleotides long. RefSeq names its product SAFB-like transcription modulator. Lineage: Eukaryota; Metazoa; Chordata; Actinopteri; Salmoniformes; Salmonidae. Gene Ontology annotation, cellular component: nucleus. Gene Ontology annotation, molecular function: sequence-specific DNA binding; RNA binding. The record is from RefSeq and is a predicted model, not a curated record. Gene Ontology annotation, biological process: regulation of mRNA processing; regulation of transcription by RNA polymerase II.